This is a messenger RNA of Oppia nitens, 853 nucleotides long. RefSeq names its product translocon-associated protein subunit beta-like (gene SsRbeta). Gene Ontology annotation, cellular component: membrane; endoplasmic reticulum. The coding region runs from base 245 to 844 and encodes 199 amino acids. NCBI's taxonomy places the organism in Eukaryota, Metazoa, Arthropoda, Arachnida, Sarcoptiformes, Oppiidae. The record is from RefSeq and is a predicted model, not a curated record. The transcript has 5 exons.
CAUCGAUGGUUGCAAUCGAUUGUCUAAACUGUCGAUUCAUCGAAACCGGUGUUGAGCUCCACGUGUCAGUCAAAUGGCAUUUAAAGGCAUUUAAUGGCAACCAAUGACUGUUUUUCUCCAAAUCAUUACUUAAUGAAAACAAUUGGUUAUAAAGACUUAAUAUGUUUUGUUGACCACUAACUCAACCAUACAUUGGACUCAUAUUUGAAGAAACAAUCAUAACAUUCAUAAUAAUUAUUAAAAAAUGGUUUUUAAAACAUUAGUGUUUUGUUUAUUAAGUAUAUCAUUGAGUGGUAUAGUCGUGACAGAAGAAGAGGUGGUAACUCCGGCCAGACUUCUGAUAGAGAAACAGAUUCUCAACAAAUAUUUGGUCGAAAGCCGAGACAUUGUUGUUAACUAUAAUAUCUUUAACGUCGGACAGAGUGCCGCUGUUGAUGUGCACAUCGCGGACAGCAGUUUCCCGGCGGAACACUUUGAUGUGGUCAGUGGUGCUCUCAAAGUGACGAUCUCACGAUUGGCGCCUGGAUCCAAUUUAACGCAUACAUCAGUUGUUCGCCCGAAGAUCGGCAUUUGGGGCCGAUUUAACUUUACGGCCGCUGAAGUGACUUAUUUACCUAUUGAAGACUCAAAGGACAUUCAAGUGGCCUACACUUCUGAACCGGGAGAGGGUUUCAUUGUUUCGCUUAAAGAGUUUGAUAGACGGUUCUCACCCCAUGUGUUGGAUUGGGCGGCAUUUGCUAUCAUGACUUUGCCAUCACUUGUCAUACCAUUCCUGUUGUGGUACAGAAGUAAAAGCAAAUACGAGUCAAUAGUAUCAGCAAAACUUGCGAACAAAAAACAUUAGUUUUGCCAU